AUGUCGAGUUCUCCCUUCUCUGACGCUGACAUAUCCUCGCUCAUAGAUGACAAUGUCCAGUACCCUCAACAGAUCUGGUAUACUAUCGCCGCCUUUCUCUUCGUAAUCGGAUGCUUCCAGUGGGGAUUAUUCCUUCACUCAAAGUUCGCUAGGCGGGCACGCCAUGAGUACGACGAAGAAACGGUUAUCGCCAAUGGCGUUCAUCGAAAAUUUUCUCUUCGUCGAAUUCCGCUUGCCGUCAUAAAUGUCUAUCGCGUUGUUGCCUUCCGAUGGACCCUGGAAAUAGGACGAUCCUAUACCCUCAACAUGACAGAGGUUUUCGUCACUGUGGCAUACAUCGUCCUUUUGUUGACCUAUGCCUUCAUUAAUACUACCUCAGCCGAGGGUCAGAAGCUUGAUAUCAUCUUCUGGAGCAAUCGCAUAGCUAUGCUUGCGGCUAGUCAGUUUCCAAUUAUCACAGCCCUUGGAACAAAGAACAAUAUUGUGUCUCUGGUCACGGGAAUCAGUUACGAUAAGCUCAACUAUACUCAUCGAAUGAUGGCUAGGACAUGCUUCAUGCUCCUUUGGGUACAUGGGGCGGGCCAGAUAGUAUCCUUUCCCUUCGAACCAUGGCUUCGCGCUGGUAUCACCGCCAUGGUCGCUUUCUCUAUCCUGAUCCUAGUGUCACUGCGUCCCGUUCGCAGUAAUAUGUAUGAGGUCUUCUUUUAUGUUCACUUCCUUGGCGUCCUCAUAUUCCUUGUGGGAGGAUAUUACCAUACCAAGGGUGCUCACGGAUCGUUCUGGAUAUGGCCCUCGUUUGUGUUCUGGGCUUUCGAUCGCUUCAUCCGAGCAAUCCGACUUGUAGUAUUCAAUCACUCUUACUUUGGGUUCAAGUCAGGAACUGGGACAAUGGACGCAGCGACAGAAUUGCUUUCCGAAGGCGUCGUUCGAAUGCGUCUACGUCGACCCCCGCAUUUCCAUUGGUCCCCAGGACAAGCGGCAUAUCUGAUCAUGCCCUCAGUUUCGACACUGCCAUUCGAAGCGCACCCUUUUACUAUUGCGAGUUUUGAUUCUAGCCUGCUGUCAACCGCACCGGCGGAGGAUCGAUCCAACCGUGAUGUUACGGGACCUAGCGCUCCGUUCUGGAAGGAGCUUGUAUUUUUGGUCAACGUGCAGGAGGGUUUCACGAAAAAACUAAAGGAAGUAGCUGCCAGGAAGGAAACUGUCAAGGUUUUUGUGGAUGGUCCUUAUGGUUCAUCUCCUGACCUCGGUUCGUACGACACCUCUGUAUUGGUUGCAGGCGGAUCUGGCGUCUCGUAUACCCUCCCUGUCUUCCUCAACAUUAUCGAACGCGUACGCAAGGGGAAAAGUUCUUGCACACGGGUUGUGUUCAUUUGGGCAAUUCGCGGUGCUGAGUACGUCCAAUGGAUCGAAGAGGCGCUUAUCAAAGCCGUUCGGCUUGCCCCGCCGUCUUUGACAGUUUCUAUCCGCAUCUUUCAUCACUGCUUCAUCCACGACGCAAUCCAAAAAAAAAGCAGCCCCGAACACGUGGUAACUAGGAAAAACUCCUUAUCACUAUCAUUCAUGUCGCUGCGCGGCGUUAGGACUGAAAAUGGAAGACCGGAUCUAGAUGCACUGCUCAAAGAAGAGGUCAGUGUAACCUCGGGCAGGAUGUCGGUGAGCGUUUGCGGAUCGCAGGCUAUAGCGCGUGCGACCCGUCAUGCACUUCGCUUCCCUGUUUCUGGGCCUUCUAGUAUCCUCAAUGGUGGACCGAGCAUCACACUGCAUGUCGAAUCGUUUGGAUACGCUUGA
Messenger RNA from Suillus bovinus, 1791 nucleotides. Its product is annotated as FAD-binding domain-containing protein. Gene Ontology annotation, biological process: iron ion transport; copper ion import; intracellular iron ion homeostasis. Gene Ontology annotation, cellular component: plasma membrane. NCBI's taxonomy places the organism in Eukaryota, Fungi, Basidiomycota, Agaricomycetes, Boletales, Suillaceae. The record is from RefSeq and is a predicted model, not a curated record. The coding region runs from base 1 to 1791 and encodes 596 amino acids. The transcript is spliced from 12 exons. Gene Ontology annotation, molecular function: ferric-chelate reductase activity.